AUGUUGGUCUCUUUCGUAUUUCUUCUUGCAAUCAUUUUCCAUCGUUCGAGCUGUCAAUACGAUCGUAAUAAUGCUGCGGCAGGUAUUAAAUUGUCUGCCAAUGAUCAACUACUCGUCUCAGCAUCCAAUGCCUUCUUCAAUUUUGGUGUUGUCAUUAAUCCGUUUAAUAGUUCAAGAACGGAUGUACGUAAACAUUGCAAUGUAAAAUAUCUGUCGACUGAUCAUUUUGUUCACAGUGUUCGUGUUAUUGGUGCAGCUAACAAUGGAACUAAUCGUGAACUGUUCAUGUUCGCUUUUGCGGGUGAAAUUACAACGGUAUCGACACUAUUUAUUUGUCUUGUUACCGUCUCACGAUCGACAUGUGAAGCACAACGUCAAAUGACAAUUUUACAAAGUGCAGAUAAGCCGCAAAAUUAUUUUCUAAUCGGUGUCGAUUCUCAUGCAACCUUUAUUUACGGCUUCACUGAUACCAUAGCAUUCAAACUCGAGAUCGCUACUAAUCAAAUUGUCCAGAAUCUAACACUAGAAGCACUCUGGCCAUCGAUUAUAUUUAUUCCUCAUGCACUUGAUCUAGGUGUUGAAUGGGCGGUAGUGGUUGGGUAUGGUUUUAAUCGAAGCGAGAAAAAGAAUUAUGCUAUUAUGGAAUGUUUUAUUGAUCUUAUUUCGUUUAUAAGUCGCUCGUGUCAAACGCUUAUUAUCGAAAGUACUUAUUUAGUACCAUCUAAUCUUCUUUCGUACAACGAAUUCUAUGAAGUGUCAGUCGCUAUUCGAAAUGAAAACGUACUCGUCGGUAUUCAUCGUCUUAAUACAAUCGUAAUAUUGCAAAAGAAUGAAACGUCAUUAAUAAAAACACAUGUAUAUACUGUGACUUCAUCGAGCUUGUCUUCAUUCGGACGUUUGGUAGGAUGGGUGGACGAACAGACUAUAGCCGUAGUAGCUUAUCAUAGUUUUCACACAUCGUGGUCACAAUCACAGAUAUUUUUCUAUGACAAAAACUUAGUUUCGUCCACUUCUCCACUCUAUACAUUUCCGAAUAAUCAACAAGUAAUUGGUAGUAAAUUACUUCAACCGCAUUUUGUUCGUUUGAUCAUUACUAAUAAUGGAAAUUUAGCUCUAUUAACUGAUUUUAGUCAUGUUAUAGUUUUGCCAAUGGCUCCUAUUAAUUAUGCUUCAGUAUGGAUCGAGCCGUCGGCUAGAACAUUCGUAUUCUAUUACUCACCUAUGACUUGUAUCGGUGGUACGUUCAAAAAUGAAUCCGGUCUAGGUCCUUGUACAGUCUGUUUACCUGGAACUCGAAAUCCCGGUAUAGCAUGCUUUGCAGGGACUUCGUGUAUUCCUUGUUCUCGAAACAGCUCGAACUCGUACUGUUCACUUGCAUCUCUCGUCGAAUUUGAUUUAAACACGAUGCCAUCCUAUAGUCAAAUAACGGCUUAUCCAGUAUCAGCCGAUACGACUAAUUUCGAUGAUAUUCUCUUGGAGAACAUGUUUCAUAUAGAUCUAAGUUCUUCAUGUUUGAUUAUUUCGCCUUUUUUCUGGACGUUAGUUGCUGGUGCUUUUGCUUUUUCUGUUUGGAUAAUAAUGACAGUAAUAAAACUAGGCAAAUGGAAACAGUAUAAUCGCUAUCGAACACAAGUAAAAACGAUCUUUACGCGUACAGAUCUCAUUAGUGAAGGACAACUUUGGGUCGGCGGAUUAGCUACUAUGGCUAUUAUUGUUCUCGUUUCAUUUGCCUAUUGGUUUUCUAUAUCGUUUCUCAAACGUUAUCCAAUCGAAGAAAUCUUUGAACCAGCAAACUUUGCUUGUGACUCAACGUUGAUCAAUGCAAAAUUUACUACAGGUCUUGAUCUACUCGCAAUACCAAAAUCGAUCGAUGCUCAGCGAAUCAUUACUCUUCUCGAUAAUCAAAUUUUUAACAUCACAGUUGAACUCAUUAAUACCGGUUUUACUUGUGAUAAUAUCACAGUUCAAGAAAAUUUAAUUGGAACACACUAUGCUGACUUAAUAAUACCGUCAUGUGAACGUUCAGAAUGGAAUGCUGUAACGUCAGUAACUUUCACUCUACCCUAUCAUUACUCAUCUGUACAACUCAAUAUGACAGGUCCUCAUUGGGCGAGUGCUGUUCGUAUAUGUCUUCGAGGUGAGAGUCAAACAAUGAUGAACAGUAUGUUACAUGCAUUAGAUUUCUGCCAAUUGUUUUCAGCAGAGAAUCAAACAUUAGCUCAUGCAUCUACAAUUCCAUUUAUAUUGAUGAAAAUUAUUAAUAUAACAAAAAGUAUGGAAAAAUCUCAUUCGACUACUUAUUCUGGUUUGUGGCUAUCGUCCGUACACGGUGCAUUAUUAUCUAAUGAGGCGUUCUACGCUGAGUUCGGCAACUAUUUACGAUAUACAUUUGCAUUGACUACUAUUCGUAUUACGUUUGAAGAACGUUCAUUCUAUAUUAAAAAUAUUCAAGAACCCAUCGUACGAACACGACAAACUGUCUUUCAAGCGUUAUUAUUCACUUCAUUGGUUAUUGAAUUAUUUGGCUUUUCAUUUCUCUUAACUAAACUUUUCGUCUUGCCAAUUAUGCGACGAAUGGUAACUAUGUGUCAGAAAUAUCGUAAUCGAAUUCAAAACCAUCAAAACGAUGUCCCUGUCCAACAUACACGAUCAUCACAACAUGCUAGCAGAAGUUCUGUUUAUGUUAAUCUAGAACUUGAAAGAUGGCCCAAGGUCGAAUGUACACCAUCGAAUCAAUUUCAAUCAAAUCAAAUUGACGAUAUUGAAAUCGAUUGCAUAUCGCUUGAAGCAAGGCGUCACAUGUAUCUUCCAAACCGUCCAUGUAAAUAUGUUUUGACCCGACGAGCAUCUGAACCACGACUAGUUUGCUUAGAAGAUCCAAAGAACGAACUCGAUGAUUGCCAUGGAAAUAUUAUUCCAUCUAGAUGCAGUUUCGUUGAGGAAAAUGUCUGA
Molecule: messenger RNA, 2952 nt
Organism: Adineta steineri
Lineage: Eukaryota; Metazoa; Rotifera; Eurotatoria; Adinetida; Adinetidae
Source: the annotation of a GenBank genome assembly